AUGUCGGAUUGCUCCUCCCAAGACACGCCCGAGAGCUCUUUCGCAAGCGCUCGAGAAAACCUUCUACCGCCAGGUCCUCAAGGAUCUGCAAACACGCUAGUGUCACGAUACUUAUACAACGCCCCUACAGAGCGCCUCUACAGACCUUUCCCUCCGGGGGCCACAGCAUCCGUUGACUCGUUCGCCGACUUCAUGAACGACCUCUUUCCACUGUACAUUCUGCAAGAAUCCACGGACAUAGCCUCCGCGGACGUAGCCUCCGCGGACGUAGCCUCCACCGAGUCUGUCGCCCUGUCAGACUAUUUUCCACAUCUGCGACGCUACUCCGGCAAAAUCCGUUCCUUCAUCGUCUCGCUUAUGCGUCCUUUGGAAGCACUGAAGAAUCACUUGCACGACCGCAACGUCCGCAAGCUCGAAGAGAAGGCAAAGAGAGCAUACGCCCGCAAUAAGACUAUGACAGAUUCGUGGCGGGAUAUGCGAGUUCCGCGUCGUAAGUGGACCAUUCUUGGACAGAGGAGUUCAGGUAGUAGGAGGAUUAGGAUCAAGCGGGACAAUGGCAAGUGGGUCAAGGUUUCCUGAGGAUCGAAAAUCGCUUCUGGUGGG
Molecule: messenger RNA, 603 nt
Organism: Mytilinidion resinicola
Lineage: Eukaryota; Fungi; Ascomycota; Dothideomycetes; Mytilinidiales; Mytilinidiaceae
Exons: 1
Coding region: 1-579 (192 amino acids)
Source: RefSeq, a predicted model, not a curated record